Messenger RNA from Lichtheimia ornata, 1341 nucleotides. Its product is annotated as homocitrate synthase, mitochondrial. The record is from RefSeq and is a predicted model, not a curated record. Lineage: Eukaryota; Fungi; Mucoromycota; Mucoromycetes; Mucorales; Lichtheimiaceae. The transcript has 4 exons. Gene Ontology annotation, molecular function: homocitrate synthase activity. Gene Ontology annotation, cellular component: mitochondrion. Bases 1 to 1341 code for a protein of 446 amino acids.
AUGUCACCACCACCUCCACCACCAGCCAACGGUAGCCAACAGGGUGGCUCCAACAACAAUGCUGAUCGACCUCGUGAGCCCAUCGUAUCACCAUACAUGCCAAAAUACCCCGAUCCCAUGUCAAAUAUCUCCAACUUCAAGAUUAUCGAAUCGACGUUGCGAGAGGGUGAACAAUUUGCCAACGCGUUCUUUGAUACGGAAAAAAAGAUUGAGAUUGCCAAGGCACUUGAUGAAAUUGGUGUUGAUUAUUUGGAGCUCACGUCACCAGCAGCCUCUGAACAAUCUUUGAAUGACUGCAAGGCUAUUUCCAAUCUUGGAUUGAAGGCUAAGAUUCUGACACACGUGCGUUGUCACAUGAAUGAUGCCAAGUUGGCGAUCGACACCGGUGUGGAUGGUCUUGAUGUGGUGAUUGGCACAUCCAGCUACUUGCGUGAAUUUUCACAUGGCAAGGAUAUGGAUUACAUUACUGACAAGGCCAUUGAAGUGAUUUCCUACAUCAAGGACCAGGGUCUGGAGGUGCGUUUCUCUACCGAAGACUCUUUCCGAUCCGAUCUUGUGGACCUUCUCAGCAUUUACAAGGCUGUCGAUAAGAUCGGUGUCAAUCGUGUGGGUAUAGCAGAUACCGUAGGAUGUGCCAAUCCACGUCAAGUCUAUGAAUUGGUGAGGACUUUGCGUAGUGUGGUCAGCUGUGACAUUGAAUGUCAUUUUCAUAAUGAUACGGGCUGUGCUAUUGCCAAUGCAUAUGCAGCUUUGGAAGCGGGUGCUACCCACAUUGAUACAUCCGUUUUGGGCAUUGGUGAACGUAAUGGUAUCACGCCAUUGGGUGGUUUACUUGCUCGCAUGUAUGCAGCGGACAAGGAAUACGUCUUGAACAAGUAUAAUCUUCCAAAGAUCCGUGAUGUGGAAAACAUCGUGGCUGACGCCGUUGAGGUUACGGUGCCAUUCAACAAUUACAUCACUGGUUACUGUGCAUUUACCCACAAGGCAGGCAUCCAUGCAAAGGCUAUUCUCAACAAUCCCAGCACGUAUGAGAUUUUGAAACCCGAAGAUUUCGGCAUGUCCCGCUAUGUGAGCAUCGGCCAUCGACUGACGGGAUGGAAUGCCGUAAAGAAUCGUAUUGAGCAGCUGCAGCUGACUGAUCUCAAGGAUGAGGAUGCUAAGAUUGUCACUCAAAAAAUCAAGGAACUUGCAGACAUUCGACCGCUCUCACUCGAUGAUGUCGAUACAAUGCUGCAUCAUUACCACAGUGCCAAAAAUGAAGGUGCACAUAAGCACUUUUUAGAUAACAUUGGUACUCCAGACCAAAUUGCAGAAAUGAUGAAGAAUAUGGCAUCUCAAUAG